AUGUCUGGUCUAGAUCUUCUUGAUGCAGAUGUUGGAGUCAUGGCUCCAAACCCUGCUGCCGUAUUUGGCAAUAUCGCCAUGAAUGGCGAUGAAUACGUACGAUGCAACCGUUGUGGAUACGGUGGCUGUGAUGUACGGACGCAAGGUUGCGGGUGCACACUUCAUGCGAGAUGCGUUGUGAUUCCUGCAGGCGGCAAGCUGACACACUGCGCAAGCUGUCACACACCGACAGCUGGGCUUGUUCUGUUUCCCAUGUCCUUCCGAGAGAUUGACGAGGCUCGCAAGUCUGCGUCUCUAUCGGUGGCUCGGGGAAAGGGACGAAAGAGGAAGUCAGGAGAUGCCGAGGUUGAUGCUUCUGGUGCUUAUGUCUCUGAACGCAGAACUGGUCGUUGGACCACUGAAGAGAUGGGGUACUGUGACAAGCUCAUCCAAAAGUUUGAGUCUGGGGAACUGCCUCUUUGUGAUGGCAUCAAAUUGAACGAAUUUCUUGGAAACAUGCUUAAGUCCAAGCAGUCUCGUUUGACCAAGAAAAUGAAAAAUGCCAAGCUCAGCUCAAGAACCUUUCAAUCUACGGCCGCCGGGCUUGUAGACAUUAACGAGGCUCGUGAGUUUUCGGAGCUCGAAGAAGCUUUUUUUCAGUCUCUUUCUUGUUCUCAGGAGCGUGCUGAAAUCAAGUUUCACAUGCAACGAGAGUGGCGUGAACAAUUCAGUGCCCACUGUGUUGCUGCCGGUGUCCGUCUGGAUGCUGAUGCUUGGUUGAACAGUGUCGAAGAAAUGGAUCGACGAUCUUCUGAAGCAAGGGAUGCUGCCAAGAUGGCAAGAAGAAAGUUGAUGAUGGGCUUUGCAUUAAGGACUGAUGCCAAGAAUCCUGACCAAGGUGUCUUUAUUGAAAGAACCGAGGCCGAUGACAGAGUCGCUGAGGGCACCAAUGGCCUCGACGAAACGAAUGUUUCGGAUCAUCACUCUAUGCUUCAGUCACUUGCAAAGGAAGCUAGACGAAGCUCUGACAUCAAUGGCAAAAGCAGUCUUUUACAUUCUGCUCCAUUUUUGUCCAAGGUCAUGGGUUACAUGCAACGCCACAAUGUUCCUUUCGAACAUGUUGACCUUUGGGUGCCAUCCUUUAUCCCCACUGAGGAUCACGCGAGCGCUCCAGCCAAUUGUCGGCUUUGCUUUGCAGGAAGCUCCACUGUCGAUGACUGUGUGGGCGCUGAUGGAAAGACAAGAAAGGCUCUGAGCACAGAUGCCCACUUCAAUCUUUUCGCAUUUGGCGACUACAGCCAAAAGUUUUCUUUUGAUGUCGGGUGCGGACUUCCUGGCCGUGUCUACGAAAGUGGCCGUCCUACUUGGGAACAAAGCGUGCAGAACGCACCGCACAAUCACUUUGAAAGAUGUGGUGGUGCACUACAAUGGGGAAUUAAAACAGUUCUUGGUAUUCCAAUUGCCAGUCCAAAUGUGGGUCGCAUCGUGGUGAUCUUGUAUUCUUGCCACGAUCGUCCAAAGGACCAAGAGCUGGUUGGGCGAUUGUCGGACGAGUUCACAAAGCUUCUACCAUCCCCCAAAUGGAAGCUGGUUGUCGACAUUGGUGAAGACGACCCGCUUAUGCCUUCCCCGUCCCCUACUGCACAAUCGAAUGCACAAUCGAAUUCGAUUUCAAGCACUCUUGAUCUUUCGAGCAGUGACCCUGUGCAGGAAAAUCUUGCUGCCAGUAUGCCUGUCGGGAAGGAUCACAGAAUUGACGAGAUCGUUUCGUUGCUUGGAGAACUCAUGCCCUCUGAUCCAAACUCACCACUGGCGCCAUAUUUGCCUGGGUUUAUGUCUUUGCGGUUGUUGCUCCUUCGAACAACACGAACUGCAGACGAAGAAGAACACGCAAGGACCACACUCGACUCUUACACUUCCUACUCCCAAAGCGGAAGGCAACGAGCAGAGAUCGGUGUCAUGCUUGCACGCGAUUACAUGUUCCUUUCUCAACAAAAAGCCACUCAACCUUCCCCCAGUUUUUUUAGCGUAGGGCAGGGCUUGAAUAAUUCUCAGAACCCAUCUCAGAACCAAGCGCUGUCCGGAUACUCAGUUUUUGACGUUCACAACUCACCCACCCUGGGUCCAAUUUCGAUUGCGGAUGCACUUUCCAUUGUUUCAAAUUAA
Cylindrotheca closterium is the source of this 2145-nucleotide messenger RNA. The record is from the annotation of a GenBank genome assembly. NCBI's taxonomy places the organism in Eukaryota, Bacillariophyta, Bacillariophyceae, Bacillariales, Bacillariaceae.